Sorex araneus (European shrew) is the source of this 3419-nucleotide messenger RNA. It is a transcript of the gene SFXN5, whose product is annotated as sideroflexin 5. Gene Ontology annotation, cellular component: mitochondrial inner membrane. Gene Ontology annotation, molecular function: monoatomic ion transmembrane transporter activity; citrate transmembrane transporter activity. Bases 58 to 1080 code for a protein of 340 amino acids. The record is from RefSeq and is a predicted model, not a curated record. Lineage: Eukaryota; Metazoa; Chordata; Mammalia; Eulipotyphla; Soricidae. Gene Ontology annotation, biological process: citrate transport; monoatomic ion transport; mitochondrial transmembrane transport. The transcript has 14 exons.
GGCGGGGGCCGAGGAGGGACAUUUUAAAAGGGCCGGAAAUUGCGGGCGUCAGUGGCCAUGGCGGAUACAGCGACUACAGCAUCGGCGGCGGCGGCUAGUGCCGCUAACGCCACGACCGAUGCACCCCCGUUCCAGCUGGGCAAACCUCGCUUCCAGCAGACAUCCUUCUAUGGCCGCUUCAGGCACUUCCUGGAUAUCAUCGACCCGCGCACUCUCUUUGUCACUGAGAGACGUCUCAGAGAGGCUGUGCAGCUCUUAGAGGACUACAAGCACGGGACCCUGCGCCCAGGGGUCACCAAUGAACAGCUCUGGAGUGCGCAGAAAAUCAAGCAGGCCAUCCUACACCCCGACACCAACGAGAAGAUCUUCAUGCCCUUCCGAAUGUCAGGUUACAUUCCUUUCGGGACACCAAUUGUGGUGGGUCUUCUCUUGCCCAACCAGACACUGGCGUCCACUGUUUUCUGGCAGUGGCUGAACCAGAGCCACAACGCUUGUGUCAACUAUGCAAACCGCAAUGCUACCAAGCCUUCGCCUGCGUCCAAGUUCAUCCAGGGUUACCUGGGUGCUGUCAUCAGUGCUGUCUCCAUCGCUGUGGGCCUUAAUGUCCUGGUACAGAAAGCCAACAAAUUCACGCCAGCCACCCGCCUGCUCGUGCAAAGAUUCGUGCCAUUCCCUGCUGUCGCCAGUGCCAACAUCUGCAACGUGGUCCUGAUGCGCUACGGGGAGCUGGAGGAAGGGAUCGAUGUCCUGGACGGUGACGGCAACCUCGUGGGCUCCUCCAGGAUUGCAGCCAGACACGCCCUGCUGGAGACGGCGCUGACUCGCGUGGUCCUCCCCAUGCCCAUCCUGGUGCUACCCCCGAUCGUCAUGUCCAUGCUGGAGAAGACGGCGCUCCUACAGGCUCGCCCCCGGCUGCUCCUCCCCGUGCAAAGCCUCGUGUGCCUGGCAGCCUUCGGCCUGGCCCUGCCACUGGCCAUCAGCCUCUUCCCGCAGAUGUCAGAGAUCGAAACGUCCCAGUUAGAGCCUGAGAUUGCCCGGGCCACGAGCAGCCGGACCGUGGUGUACAACAAGGGGCUGUGAGUGGCGGCGGCGGCCCGGAGACGAAGCGGGGGGCCAGGCAGGGAGUCUCCUGGGCUGACCCACGGGGAGUGGGGAGUGGACCCUGAGACUCCCCCCAGCCCCCGCAAGGGGAGCACUGGCUGCAGGGGUAGGGAGACUAAUCUAUUCACAAGUUAACAUAGAGGAGAGGGAUUCUGACGUGUUUCCUAGACAAAACAUAAUAAUCAAGUGCAUUUCUGGGCCUUGCCGGGUGGUCAAACCUCUCCUCAGCACAAUCCCUUGGGGAGCUGAAAGCCUGUCGAGUGCCCACAGGGUAGCGUUAGGAUCCUUUUAUACUUUGGUUCCUUUUUUAUUUUUAUUUUUUUAUCAGAUGCACGUCUGAGCUUUGGUGGCGGCUGCCCCGAUGCGGCAGGGGGCUGGUUGGUGUGGUGGCCACACUGAGUUCUGAUGUCCCUGGGAGUGGGGGGUGGCCUCAGGCUGAGUGGGGCAGAGCCUGGGGGGCGGUGGCUUCACAGGAGGAACCAGCCAUGAAUAAGUCCUUUGGAGCUGGCCCCGGGAAUCGGCGCUCUCGAGGCCUCUAGGAGAAGACUCUGUGGUCAGCUGGCUCUGAGAACGUCCGGCUUCUGUCCACGCCUCAUGAAGCACUCGGGCCUGGGUGCACCCUGCACAGUGUCCUGGUCCAGGAGGCCCCCCCAGAGGACCCGAACUCCAGGCAGGAACCCCCAAGAAGAAAUCAUGCUUGUGGAGAGUGGUGGACUCCAGCUUCUGCAGGAUAACGGCCUUUGAGCACCCCCGCCCCCCGCAGCCUCCUGAGUGGACAGCUCCGGGCUGAGGCCCCAGGCCCAGGGGCACUGCCCAGCUCCGCUGAUAGACGCAGCUCCGUGCCCGGAACCCGGGGGCUGGACCACGGGGCUCCCUCUGGGUGGCCCUGCUGGCUCCUCCUCCAUCUGUCCCGCUCGAUGCUGGUCAUCCCGAGGGACAGUCGACGGGAACGAGAGGGACCCCGUGGGAACAGCCAGAGCUGGCCUGACAGCCUGGAGCUGCGUCCUUCUGUGUGACCGCACACCACGGCAGCACGAGGCCAAGGCCAGGCUUGGGCUGAUUGGGAGGAGAAGGAGCAGGAAGAAGAGGAGGAAGAGGAGGAGGAGGAGGAGGAAGAGGAGCAGGAGGAGGCUGCACAGAGGCCCUGGGCCUGAAUGUGGGGCCCCCUGCAUGUCCCCGGCAGCCUACCCUGUCCCUUGCUGCCGACUCCACCCUCCCUCCCCUUUGCAGGCCCAGAGAGAGGAGAGACUGGGCCUGAGGUGGGGGGCCAGCAGGGGGGCCCCCAGCCUGCAGGAUCCGGCAGAGGAGAAGCACAGGCCCCGAGAGCACCUUGCUUCAGACCCCAGCCGGAAUGGAGCGCCCCUCUCACAGCGCGGCUUCCCUCCGGCCCCUCGUCCCAGGCCAGCCCUCAGCAAAGGGGUGCUUGUGUGCUGGGGACCCCCAUGCUUUUCUGGAGCCCCUGCAGCCCUCACCUCCCAGCGUUGUAACCCCCACCCCCAGUGAGCCCCGCAGGGUCCUUCCCUGAGAGUCCCCUGCCCCCUCCAGAAGGGGAGAGGAUGGACCGAGGGCUUUGGGAGCUAAGUCCGCUAUCUGUGAGCAGGGCUGAGCCUGUGGGGUCCUCCAGGGAAAGCCAGGGGGGCCGGGUCCCCUCCACUUGGAGUCCACCCUGCUCCGCCUUUCCUAGGGUCACGUUCUUGUGCACUUUACUUUGGGACCAAAACUGCUGACCCCAGUCCCGAGGUGGGGAGGGGUCUCUGUGUCCGCCCCAACCCCAGGCCCUUGGCAGCCCAUGCUCCUGGUAGACACAGGUGAGCUGGGAGGGCUCCUGCGGGAGGGGCAGAGGACGCCUCCGGCCCAGGGUGCGGACGAGCCAGGGGCAGUGAGAAACGCCACCCAGCGCUGCAGAAGUCAGAGGAGCCCGUGGCUGAGAGGCCCUCCCGGACCCACCGCUGGGGGCGCUGGCCUGGCCUGGCAGAGUCCCAAACACCCCCGAUCAGGCUCAGAGAUGUCCCCCAUUUUCAGAGAACAGUGUGAGAGUCGAGACCAAGCGCCGUGGGCCACGGGGGCACCCACGCCCGAGCCCACUUGCGAUUGGGCUGCCUUGUCUUCCUGCCGGGGCCUUCCCUGGGGAGACAGGCGGGGACCACGAAGAGAGGUGGGCAAGGGCCGUGGGGAGAAGGGAGGGGCUGGUCCGGCCGGGGCCUCCACCCCGCGGGGCUUCGCGGUGUCUCUUUAACCUUCUCAGAAAAGUCUCCAUCUCUGUGAUUUACGUAAUACUAAUGCACUGUGGGUAAUAAAUGAUGGAUAUAAAGCACCGA